This is a messenger RNA of Erythranthe guttata (spotted monkey flower), 2257 nucleotides long. RefSeq names its product ENTH/ANTH/VHS superfamily protein. The record is from RefSeq and is a predicted model, not a curated record. Gene Ontology annotation, cellular component: clathrin-coated vesicle; clathrin-coated pit. Lineage: Eukaryota; Viridiplantae; Streptophyta; Magnoliopsida; Lamiales; Phrymaceae. Gene Ontology annotation, biological process: vesicle budding from membrane; clathrin coat assembly; clathrin-dependent endocytosis. Gene Ontology annotation, molecular function: clathrin heavy chain binding; SNARE binding; phosphatidylinositol-4,5-bisphosphate binding.
GGAAUCCAACUGUAAACCAGCCUAUUUUGUGAUCACAGUUCCGACAGCUCAACUUUGGAAAAAUUCUCGGUAUACCAAAUCCUACGCCCUGGAUUUUAAAUCUACUUCUUCAAUCCUUUCCACUUUUAUACCUUCCUCUCCUCCCUAAGCUAGCUAGCUAGCAGCAAAUCUAGAGAGAGAAAGAGAUAGAUAAGCAAGCAGUCCUCCUCAUCCACCCCCAAAAUCCACGCAUCAUAUAUAAUACACACUGUACUAUCUGCUACUGUUACUGUUGAUUAACCAUGGCUCCGAGCACGUUACGCAAGGCGAUUGGGGCUGUGAAAGAUCAGACCAGCAUCGGUAUUGCGAAAGUUGCCAGCAACACGGCGCCGGAGCUUGAAGUUGCCGUCGUCAAAGCCACCAGCCACGACGACGACCCGGCCUCCGAGAAGCAUAUUAGGGAAAUUCUUCACCUCAGCUCGUCCCAUGGCUACGUCAGCGCCUGCGUCGUUUUCGUGUCCAAGAGAUUGGGGAAAACCCGCGAUUGGAUCGUGGCCCUCAAGUGUUUGAUGCUUGUCCACCGCCUGUUCAAUGACGGAGACCAUCUUUUUCAACACGAAUUCACGUACGCCACGAGGAGGGGAACCAGACUGUUGAAUUUGUCCGAUUUUCGCGACGAGGCGCAUUCGAAUUCGUGGGAUCAUUCGGCUUUUGUGAGGGCUUACGCCAUGUACUUGGAUCAGCGGCUCGAGCUCAUGGCUUACGAGCGGGAGCAGAGAAGUGAUCUAAUCAAGAAACUCGGCGUUAGAGAUUAUGAUUAUAUGAACAUGUAUCGAUUCCAUAAAUCGAGUAGCGGAAUUCGAAGAUCGAGAUCUUCGGGUGAUGUGAGAGAUUCAACACAGGAGAUGAUAGCCGCUACUCCUCCUCUGAGGGAAAUGGAACCGGGUCGGAUUUUUGGGAAGAUGGAUCAUUUGCAGAGGCUGUUGGAUCGGUUUUUGUCGUGUCGGCCGACUGGCUUGGCGAAGAACGAGAGGAUGGUUCUGGUGGCACUUUACUAUACUGUGAAGGACAGUUUCAAUCUGUAUGCUGAUAUAUGCGAGGUUUUAGCUGUGCUUUUGGACAAGUUUUUCGAUAUGGAGUAUCAAGAUUGUGUCAAAGCUUUCGAUUUCUACGCUACCUCGGCGAAGCAGAUUGAUGAGUUGGUUGGGUUUUAUAACUGGUGUAAAGGUAUUGGUGUUGCAAGGUCUUCAGAAUUUCCAGAAAUUCAGAAGGUAAGUAGCAAAUUAUUGGAGACUUUGGACGAAUUUGUGAGGGAUAGAGCGAACGCAACGAAAAGUCCUGUAAGGAAGGUGGAGAAGGAGGUGGAAGAGCCGGCGGAACCUGAGAUUAUAGCAUUGCCGCCACCUGAGAACUAUAGCCCCCCACCGCCGCCGCCACCACCACUGCCACCUCAGCCUGAGCUUGAGCCAGCUAAGAUAGCCAUUCAAGAAACUGCGGAUUUGUUGGAUUUGAGGGAUGAGGGAGUGAGUGCGGAUGAUCAAGGUAAUAAGUUUGCUUUGGCCUUGUUUGCCGGACCGGCCCGGGCAAACGGUGUUUCACCGGAGGUGACUUCUGCUUGGCAGAAUCCGGCUGCAGAGUCCGGUAAGGCUGACUGGGAAUUGGCUCUGGUGGAAUCAGCCAGUCAUUUGUCUCAGCAGAAGGCUUCAUUGGGUGGUGGACUUGAUCCUCUGUUAUUGAAUGGAAUGUAUGACCAAGGAAUGGUGAGGCAGAAUGUGAGCAUGGCCCACCUGAGCGGUGGCAGUGCCAGCAGCGUGGCAUUGCCGGAAAAGAGCAAAACUCCAGUGUUGGCACUCCCUGCACCAGAUGGAGGAGCGAUGGAGAUAGUUGGUGGAGAUCCAUUUGCGGCAUCAUUAAGCAUUCCACCGCCUUCGUAUGUGCAGAUGGCAGAUAUGGAGAAGAAGCAGCAUUUGCUCGUGCAGGAGCAGAUUGUAUGGCAACAGUAUUCCGCAAAUGGCAUGCAAGGCCAAGCUAGUUUCGCUAAGAUUAGCACAGGUGGAUAUUACGCUCAUGGUGUACAACCGAUUGUGCCUUACGCGGUAAAUGGUUAUCACUACUCUCCUUAUUGAUCAUUAAUUCUCCACGAUUGAUUUUUCUGUACAUUAAUUAGAUUACUUUUUGUUUUUCGAUUUUGUACUUGUUAUUUGCAUGGUUUUGUGAUUAUACGAAUUGAUGUACGAAUUUUGUGUUGAUCAUGAAUGUAUAUGUAUAUUCUAAUUAA